Molecule: messenger RNA, 4709 nt
Organism: Gadus macrocephalus (Pacific cod)
Lineage: Eukaryota; Metazoa; Chordata; Actinopteri; Gadiformes; Gadidae
Product: caspase-1-like
Exons: 6
Coding region: 1935-2771 (278 amino acids)
Biological process (GO): proteolysis; regulation of apoptotic process
Molecular function (GO): cysteine-type endopeptidase activity
Source: RefSeq, a predicted model, not a curated record
CGGUCCUGUCCUGGUCUGAAUUCUCUGAGUUCCUCCAAGACUCCUGGAGACCUGCUGGAUCGAUUUGGAAUGUGGAUGUGGUCAACAAGGAUUCAUCUGUGCUCAAGUUUAUCCAUUUCCCACACUCUCUGUGCCUUGCUGAACCUGAGCAUGACCUGAGCUUCAGUGUUCUGCAUGUAAAGGAACAACAAGCUGUCAUUGAGUCAACGGUGGACUUCACGGCAAGCCAUGUUAAAUGGCGUGUGUCCUCGCUUUCUCCCCUGGGUCCCAUCAUUUCGUGCAGUGUGCAGGUGAAGCACCACGGGGUGGUGCUGGUAUACAAGGAGCGGAACAAAAAACCGACAUUCACCUUCCAUGUGUUUUUGGCCUUGAACAACUGCUCUGAGAUCAAGGUGAUGAAGCAAAAUUGACAACGACUCAGUACGUUUACAUGCACAGCUUUAUCCGAGUAGAGCCAUAACUCGACUAUGCUCCCCAAUUGGACAACUGCAAUUGUCAGAUUAUACAUGGCGGUAAGAAAAUAGAUUCAAUGGCCGAAGCAUGUCAUUCCCCGGUACGCUAGGUGGCGCUGUACCCUUUUCAACUAGUGGUAAUAGAGCCACCGGCUGACCUCUUUACGUCACUAGCAACAACGAACUCAGGCGGUAUUCGUAAAAGAUGUUUUCAGUAGACAGCUGUCAGUUCACUUUGGGUCCAUGUCAUUUCUCUGACGCUCCAUUGUUCCGUCCUCUCGGAUGUCUGCGGACCUUGCAGCUCCUCGGGGGGGCGGAGCAGCUCCUUGGGGGGGCGGAGCAGCUCCUCGGGGGGCGGAGCAGCUCCUCGGGGGGGCGGAGCAGCUCCUCGGGGGGCGGAGCAGCUCCUCGGGGGGCGGAGCAGCUCCUCCGGCGGGAGUCUGCAUACGGCAACAAUCCCUUUCUCCUCCAUGUCACGGUUCAUAUGGACUUCAGGGAGUCAAAGCCAAAGUUAUCUAUCCCCGACAGUUCGGCCGCGGCGCAAUGAAUGAAUAAAGAACUUAAACUUUUCUUUUGACCGAUUUUUACAACCUUGUUGAGGAGCAACAUUUAGAAAAACAUGUAGGCCUACUUUUAAUUCAGCCUUGGUUGAAAUCGAAGUGUACUGUGUACUGAAUGCAUGUUGAUGAUGCACUUCAUCAACAUGCAUCAGGGUAACCACACGACACCGGCUUCCUCCAUCUUCUGCGCCACCUUUUUAAAUAAAUCACUGUUUCUCGUUUUCCAACGGAGACAACAACACGACUACCGUCUCCUUCUAAUUCCGGCUCAUGGACCCUUGAAAAGAUCUUGAGCAUGCGCAGAACGCAAAAUCCAAUUCCAAUUCGAUUGACCGUAAACAUCCACGCUUAAUGCUAAUAUCAAUCAAAUAAUCUAGGGGUCUUAAUCCGACUAUGAGAAACCCGAUUCGAUUUUACUCUGACUAAGGUGUAUACAUGCAUUUUAAUAAUCCAACCAUAGCCAGACAAACCCAAUAAUUAGAUUUUCUAGUAAACGAGUUUCUAGUAAACGAAAUGAGUAAUGGGACGAGAGUCCAUGUGUGUUGAUAAACAGAUUCAUGGAUAGUCAGACAAACUAGACUAAACUGGGCUAGGCUAAAAUGAGCUAAACUCUACUAGACCAAUCUGUGCAAAACUAGGCUAUAGGCUAAACUGGAUAGACUAAAAUAGGCUGGACUUAGCUAGCCUGGAAUGGGCUGGGCUAGGCUAGACUGCACCAGGCUAGGAUAGAUAACUCAGUUUAACAUCCUCGCUCGAGUGUCCACCUGUCUUUCUGUUUCUAUGAUCUGAUAUUUUGAAAAUCGUACAUCGCCCAUAUUAAUACCUUCCUCUUACUCUUCCUCUAUACUAUUUGUUCCUGGCCAUCUUUUUCUUUUGUGUGCAGGCUAUUGAAGAACAGGUGCUCUCUUCCAUUAAGACAUGGAUGAAGAUUGACAAACCGCCCACAUGUAGGCUGGAAGAGAAGUACCACAACCUCAAAAGCGAGCCAGAAGGGAAAAUUGAACCCUCGAAUCUAGAAUUCACCACUGAAGUUGUACAGUUGAAGGGCUUUUUUGUAGUACGUUUCGACGAGGGACCUCCGUUCGAAUUGUUCAUCAGAGCCGAGGACUCUGAUGAAGCUUUGUGGUCUACUACAAUCAGAGAAGAGGAUUGGAACGGCAAGAAGAAACCAAAUCCAUGGAAGAGAAUUAAACUUAUUUUUCGUCGGAUGGCGGCAAGGAUGGCGAGAGCUUGGACCCAACAAGGCAAAAACAAUGACAAUCAUCUGUUGCAGUUGUCAGAAAGGAAGCUUCAAAAGAUCCGUAGUGAAUUUGUGAAGAGAGCUUCAAUCUCAGUUAUCAAAGGUCUCCUGGAUGACCUUCUGCAGGAAAACGUGAUCAGUACUGAGGAAAAGGACACUGUGAUGCAGGAACAAAAGAACAGAGCGGACCAAGCACGGGGUCUGAUCGACAUGGUGAUGGGGAAAGGGGAGAGAGCAAGUGAGGAAAUGGUCAAUAGUAUGAAGGAGAGGGACCCUGGAUUAUGCUUAACCCUGGGUAUGAUCGCUGAUCCGGUCAGAAUUUGUCACUAUGAAAGUAAUUUUAAAGAAACUGUCACUGCCAGCAUUGUUUUGACAAGACAUUACAUUUAUUUAGCUGACAAAGUAAUUGUUGCUGUCCUGUUUAGAAUAGGUCCUCCUUCCUGUUCAAGUACAUGUGAACUAUGCUGUUCUCCUCAGGUACCGCCUGUAUCCAGAAGGGCAUUCCAUCAACCAUGCUAAACGCAAAGCCGGGCUUAUUUCGCUUAGCUUCGCUACUUUCAGUUACUCUCCUUUUCAGAUAUUUGAUCCAUGAUUCGACAUUUACAGUUCUGUGAUGGUAAAAUUUCUCGUGAGCACGCAUAGGACAUGAUAACGCUAGCCUGGUUUGAACUAACCUGAACAAGGCGUGGCUGAAUUGCGUUGAUGGAUUGGCUUUAGCCUCAAGUGGAAGUUGGCGUCAGUUCUAACUGGGCUUAAAGGGAUGAUUCACCGGUGGAGAUAUGGAGGUUAUAUGAAGUAAAUAAUUCUAUGUAUUAUAAAUGUGCGAAAAAAAUCGAAAUUGGUUCAUCCUAGCCUGAGAAAAGGCAGAAUGUGUCUCUCUGCCUCAAAAGUAAGAAAUCCUCCAACCACCACCUCCUACCACAGUGCAUUGCGCUCGCUGCACCGCCCGCCUGUUUCCGUUUGGAGGGGGAAGGACCCGUGGUCUUAGCGCGAGAAAACUUUGUGUAAACGUAUCCCCGUGAUACGUUGACUAGUUUAGACUUCUGCCCUCAUUUUUUCAAACGCAUCAUUUGUAUAUUACUGUACAGCAUAAAAACAUUUGCUAAUUACAAUAGCUCAGCAUAUCAAGUUUCUCCCCAGUUGAAAUAAGUAUUUAUCUUAUACAGUAGGCCUACUUUAGUAUAACAGCCCUUGGAUAGUAAACUAAUCACAACAACCAACGUGAAUUUGAAGUUUUAAUCUUGAAAAAAUAUGAACUAUUUACAAAAAUAAAACGUGUAGGGUGCGUUUGCUAGAGACUAAAUAGUCACAGCUCCACUUGAGCAUCUACUUUCUCCUGGUAAUUGUUAGUAAAAGAACAAACACUUACUCUAUGCUCAUACGUCUGUUUCUCCCGGCGGGCUUUGGCUGGCGUUUCCAGUUCACUUUCUGGGUCUGGAAAUAUGUAUCCAUUACCCAACUGUUCAGAUGAGGCUAAAGCCUGGGUGAGAGGUUACACACGUCGCCCCGUCCUCGCCAGAUUCAGCCAUUUAUUCUAGAAGAAACUGGCAUUGCUGAAAUUCCCUGCAGCACAGGGACUCUGUGUUAGUGUCUAUAGGCGAACAGAGCAAACCGGCGCGCUCCGGCUCCUCGUCCUCUGCAACAGGCAGGGCUUGUUCAGCUGCAGCCGCAGCAGCCUCCCCCUCUAUUUGUGUAAAUUCUUCCUGGCUGUAUUCUGGCUCGUACUAAUAUCCCUGAAUGUCCGAAUCCAACAAUAGAUUUUCAAAAUCCACUUUGGCUGUUUCACAAUGCAAAUUUGUUCUCUAGCUAAGCGGUGAAGAAACAUGGCGGACAUUGUGUUGACAUCUCAUACGCGAGAUGUGAUAGGUCUGUUAGCGCAUUAGGUCCCACCCCCUAUGGCCGGGUUUGAAAGGGUGGGAACUAGUGCUUGUGGUCUCAAUAGAAAUCCCCCCUCUUGUAUUUCCUGCUGGUAAUGACGCCAUUGCCAGAGGAAGUGCAAGAGGUAAAUACAGAUUUCUCCGUGUUGCAUGACCAUUCAAACGCAUGACUGGGUUUCUAACAAUGCAAAGCUUAAUGCAAAUGGAUGGAGUGUUCCGUUAAUCAACUAAGCGCCGCCUUCGUUAGCGAUUUUGAUGAAUACCCCUCAGGUAUAGAUAGGAAUUUUGUUACAAUUUAUCAAAAUAAUGUUAGUAUGGUUGUAAUCAUGGAGUUUGUAAAACAAGUUGACAUUAUGCCAAAGAAAGAAUACAUUUUUGCUUAUCUUGACAUUUUUACUAGUCCACUAAAUUGUAUUCAGGUUGCAUUUUUGUAUCAUUUUUUUGUAUCAUUUUUGUGAUUGCAAUGCACUUCGCCACGCUCCGUGUGUUGCAAAAUUCUAAUGACAUUUCAAUAUAUAUAACUUUUGCAAGUUUUAUUGAGGAUUUCAUUGUCACUUUGCAUAUUAAAACACACUUUGAA